AUGAACAUCGAUAGGGAUGCUUUAAUUGGAGAUGGAGAUAGCACCGGAUGCAAACGUUACUCUGCACAGGUCCGGAUUCGUGUUAGAAAGCAUUGCCAGCCAUUGUCUGAAAACCAAUUUUGGCCAAUUAUUGCUGAUAACUACUAUACGGACGAACACUUUUCAUUUGAGUUGGAUCAAGAUCAGACACUAAAUCUGAUCUCAUUGUUUUCACUAUGGCCUGUGGAUUCUAGUGCUUCUUCCCCACCAAUUGCAAAGAGAUGUAACUAUCUUUCCCAUUCUCUGCCCAGAACUCCCAGAAGACUAGAAUCCAGAACUAUACAAAAUGGCCCUAAACUUGAAUACAAAGCUAUGCAAAAUGGCCCUAAGCUUGAAUAUAAAGCUAUACGAAAUGCCUCUAAACUUGAAUACAAAGCUGUACAGUAUGACUACAGACUUGAAUACAAUGCCAUACAAGACGGACAGAGACUUGAAUACACAGCUUUACAAAAAAGCCUGAGACUUGACCACAAAGCUAUAGAAAACUUGGCAGUAAACCAAGCAUAUGAAGAUAAUGGUGAUUUUCUACAAGGAAACACUUUGAAGGAAAGCCAAGUCAAUGCCACAGAUGAAGUUGAGCAUGUUCAAAUUUCAGAGUCAAGUGGUCAACAUUUAGACGAUCGAUCUUCACAUCAAACUUUAGAUGACUAUGUGGAUUGCAAUGUGUCCUCAUCUACCGAGACAAGUGAGAGUGAUGAAAUUGAAUUUCAUGAGAAAAAAAGUUCCUCAAUACCAGAAAGAGUUGCAGAGCUGGAGACAUUGAGUGAUCCUCAGUCAUUGAUUCACAAGUUAAUGCAAGACGUUCAGGAGUUGAAGGGUUCUCAGUUGAAGCAGAUUGUGAAAAUCAGCAUACUUGAGCAAGACUUGGUUGAUUCAAAAGACGAGAUCCAGCAGCUUAGGAACUCUCAUUGCCAUUUGGAAUCUAAAGCACGGUCUGUUUUAGACUCAGCCGAAGUAGACAGUCAGCUACCGAGCAAACCUCGUUCAAUAUUUGCUGAUCCUGUAUUUAUUGUUGGCGGAUAUGAUGGUUCUUCAUGGUUAUCAACUAUUUUCUUGUGUUGUGUGUUCUAUCUUUCCGGAACUAUACCGUCUCCCCCCAAACUGUAUCUGCAAGUUUCCCCGCAAAAAGCUCUCCACGCCUACUCUUAGAAAGAAGACUCCUUUUCUUUAGUUAGUACCGACCAUAAGACCCUUUAUGAGUAAGGGGAAUCGAAGGCCGGGGAAAGUUUAUUGGCCAUCUCAUGAUAUCAAUUGUUCACUUAGCCCGAUGAAGUUUAAAAAACAAUAUAUGCCUCGGCAGCAACCUCGAA
Molecule: messenger RNA, 1349 nt
Organism: Erigeron canadensis
Lineage: Eukaryota; Viridiplantae; Streptophyta; Magnoliopsida; Asterales; Asteraceae
Exons: 4
Coding region: 1-1188 (395 amino acids)
Biological process (GO): response to endoplasmic reticulum stress
Source: RefSeq, a predicted model, not a curated record